This is a messenger RNA of Helianthus annuus (common sunflower), 1138 nucleotides long. RefSeq lists its product as uncharacterized. The record is from RefSeq and is a predicted model, not a curated record. NCBI's taxonomy places the organism in Eukaryota, Viridiplantae, Streptophyta, Magnoliopsida, Asterales, Asteraceae. Gene Ontology annotation, cellular component: membrane.
AUGACAUCUGAUGUGCUUUUUAAUGCAGGCCUUGAGGAUCUUCGGAGGCCAUUUGGACACUUUGGAAAUAGAGGCUGUAAGGAACAAUUUGAUGCCCUUAAAGAAAAAGUAGUGUUUGGGACAGACAUGGGAACCGAGAGGUUGGGUAUGGAAGCUAUCAAGGUGGUUUUGAGUUUCCUUGUAGUAGUAUGGGGUCUUCGCCUUGGAUUGUUUCUACUGAUGAGAAUCUUGAAUUGGGGUGAAGAUCGACGUUUCGACGAAAUGCGUAGUAAUUUUGGCAAAUUGGUUGUUUUCUGGAUUUUUCAGGCUAUAAGGGUUUGGACAGUAAGUCUACCUGUGACAAUUGUCAAUGCGAGUGACUCGGAUCCCCAUAUUGAAGCACGAGACAUAAUCGGGUGGAUUAUGUGGUCUAUUGGCAUCUCAAUUUUGCUUCUUUUUAUUAGCGGGAUACCAUUGCUCGAGGAGUCUGGAGAUAAAAAGUAUGGAAACGUGGCGGGAUACCGACACUAUAAAAAGACUACAAGUCCUCGGAUUCCACUGUCUCAGUGGAAGCUUGCCAUCUUGGGUCAAAGCUGCUUUCUAUUUGAGCUUCCAUUGUAUAAUCGAAAUCUUCCUAAAGAAGAAGCAUUGGGCUGCUUCAGCAACAUGUUUCAAUCACCUAACAUGGGCUCUAUUCUUCUUCUUUACACUUGUGACACUACAAACCAUAUAGCAUGCAGAUUCACUGACACAUACACAUACACAUACAACACAAACGUCAAUACACAUACAUUGUACAUGAACCAAAAGGUCAAAGCUAAACAAUGGCAGGCCUCUUUCUCUUCCACAAUGGACAACAUUGGUAUUCCAACAAGAGUCCGACUGCAGCAUGCAGAUGUCUGAAGUAGCGAGCGCGGCGCAGCAAUCGCAGCGUUCCUACUUUAUAGAAAGACGAAAUUGGAUUUUGUAGAAGAUGAAUUGUUGUACUUGAUUUGUAUAUUUUACAGUUGAAUUGUAAUUGUAAAAGAUGAACUGGGCUGGAUGUUUAAGAGUUGCACUGCAGUAAAAAAAAAAAUCGAAUAUGAAUUGUUUUCCAUUUGUAAAAGUUGAACUUUAGAUACAGAAAGUGUAAGCCAUCAAUAAAAAGUAUGUUUAGAAA